Molecule: messenger RNA, 1828 nt
Organism: Gastrolobium bilobum
Lineage: Eukaryota; Viridiplantae; Streptophyta; Magnoliopsida; Fabales; Fabaceae
Product: 3beta,22alpha-dihydroxysteroid 3-dehydrogenase
Exons: 8
Coding region: 176-1609 (477 amino acids)
Biological process (GO): multicellular organism development; brassinosteroid biosynthetic process; brassinosteroid homeostasis
Molecular function (GO): oxidoreductase activity, acting on paired donors, with incorporation or reduction of molecular oxygen; heme binding; iron ion binding
Source: RefSeq, a predicted model, not a curated record
AGGGUACCCCCACCCCCUCGUGUGCUCUUUCAUCCUCCAUUAAUGUCCUUUCAUUCACUAACUUCAAAUUCUCUCUCUCUCUAAAGAGUAAAACCACCCCCUCUCUCUCUAUAUAACAAUAUAUAUACACAUAAACACUUGUUUUUGGUGGAUUUAUCUUCCUCUAAACAUUCAAAUGGCUUCUUUUUCAACACUGUUUUUCUGUGUCAUCAUCAUCUUCAUCGUCUUUCUCUUCUUCCUCUUUCGAAAAUCCCGUUACCGGCGGCUCCGGCUACCGCCGGGGAGCCUCGGCUUGCCCUUCAUCGGAGAGACCCUGCAGCUCAUAUCCGCUUACAAGAGUGACAACCCUGAGCCUUUCAUAGACCAGAGAGUGAACCGGUACGGUCCAAUCUUCACCACCCACGUUUUUGGCGAGCCGACAGUUUUCUCUGCCGAACCGGAGACGAACCGGUUCAUUCUGCUGAACGAAGGGAAGCUCUUUGAUUGUAGCUACCCCGGUUCGAUAUCGAACCUGCUUGGUAAGCACUCUCUGUUGCUGAUGAAGGGUUCACUUCAUAAGAGAAUGCAUUCACUCACCAUGAGCUUCGCCAACUCAUCCAUCAUCAAGGAUCAUCUCUUGGUUGACAUAGACCGGCUCAUCCGGCUCAACUUGGAUUCCUGGACCGACCGGGUUUUUCUCAUGGAGGAGGCCAAGAAGAUAACAUUUGAGUUGACAGUGAAGCAGUUGAUGAGCUUUGAUCCUGAUGAAUGGACUGAGUCUCUAAGGAAAGAGUACGUUCUUGUGAUUGAAGGAUUCUUCACUCUCCCCUUUCCUCUCUUCUCCACCACUUACCGCAGAGCCAUCAAGGCAAGAAGGAAGGUGGCUGAGGCACUAACGUUGAUAGUAAGGCAGAGGAGAAAAGAAAGUGAAAACAAAGAGAAAAAGAAAGACAUGCUUGGGGCACUUUUGGCCUCCGGCGACCACUUCUCCGACGAAGAAAUUGUGGAUUUUAUGUUGGCAUUGCUCGUCGCCGGCUAUGAAACCACCUCUACCAUAAUGACUCUUGCCGUCAAGUUCCUCACCGAGACUCCUCUAGCCUUAGCACAGCUCAAGGAAGAGCAUGACCAAAUCAGAGGAAGGAGUAACCCAGAAGCAGCACUGGAAUGGACAGAUUACAAGUCAAUGGCUUUUACUCAAUGCGUUGUGAACGAGACCUUAAGGGUGGCAAACAUAAUCAGUGGAAUAUUUAGAAGAGCAAUGACAGACAUCAACAUAAAAGGCUACACGAUUCCUAAGGGAUGGAAGGUGUUUGCAUCAUUUCGUGCAGUACAUCUAAAUCCUGAACAUUUCAAAGACGCACGCACCUUCAAUCCAUGGAGAUGGCAGGUACCUCAUAACUCAGAAGCAUCAAGCCCUGGGAAUGUAUAUACACCAUUUGGUGGAGGGCCACGCCUAUGCCCUGGCUAUGAGCUUGCCAGAGUUGUACUUUCUGUUUUCCUUCACCGCAUGGUCACUUCCUUCAGUUGGGUUCCUGCAGAGGAAGAUAAGUUGGUGUUUUUCCCAACCACAAGGACGCAGAAGAGGUAUCCUAUUAUAGUGAAGCGUAGGGAAGAGUCAGAACAUGUAUAGAGCGAUAUGAGAAUUGAGCAAAACAGAUAGAGAAGGCCAAAAAAGAAGCUGGGAGUGUAGAUCAGUUUAUAACCAGUUAAUGUUCAUUAUAUAUAAUUACUAAUAAAAUUAUGUCUACUCCUUCGGCAGUUUGUAUAUAUAUAUAUGAUCUUAAUUAAUUUUGUCUAAGCAAUGCUGCGCAGAAAAUUCGGCCAGAAUUUUGACCUCAGUUAAUUUAAU